Messenger RNA from Solanum dulcamara, 657 nucleotides. RefSeq lists its product as uncharacterized. The coding region runs from base 1 to 657 and encodes 218 amino acids. The record is from RefSeq and is a predicted model, not a curated record. Gene Ontology annotation, molecular function: nucleic acid binding. Gene Ontology annotation, biological process: DNA integration. NCBI's taxonomy places the organism in Eukaryota, Viridiplantae, Streptophyta, Magnoliopsida, Solanales, Solanaceae. The transcript has a single exon.
AUGGAUGUAAUUGGACCCAUAGAGCCUCCUGCAUCAAAUAGACAUCGUUUCAUCCUUGUGGCUAUCGAUUAUUUCAUAAAAUGGGUCGAAUCUUUGACAUAUAAGGCAGUAACUAAGAAAGUCGUGGCAGACUUUGUUCGCAACAAUAUCAUUUGUCGAUUUGGGAUUCCAGAAUCAAUUAUAACAGAUAAUGCGACCAAUCUCAACAACGAUCUUAUGAAAGAAAUUUGUGAGCGGUUUAAAAUUGUUCAUAGAAAUUCCACAACUUAUCGGGCGCAGAUGAAUGAAGUUGUUGAAGUUGAAAACAAGAAUAUCAAGAAGAUUUUAAGAAAGAUAGUGUAUAGUCACAGAAAAUGGCACGAGAAUUUACCAUAUGCUCUGCUUGGUUAUCGUACCACAAUCAGAACUUCCGCUAGGGUAACUCCUUAUAUGUUGGUUUAUGGUUCAGAAGCAGUAAUACUUGCUGAAGUGGAAAUACCAUCUUUGAGGAUUAUUCAAGAGGUCGGUUUAGAUGAUGCAGAAUGGAUUCGCAGCAGGAUUGAACAAUUGAUGCUCAUUGAUAAGAAAAGAAUGGACGUAGUUUGUCAUGGUCAACUUUAUCAAAACAGAAUGUCCAAAGCAUUCAACAAGAAGGUCAAACCUCGACAGUUCAUAUGA